Molecule: messenger RNA, 513 nt
Organism: Aphanomyces astaci
Lineage: Eukaryota; Oomycota; Saprolegniomycetes; Saprolegniales; Verrucalvaceae
Exons: 3
Coding region: 1-513 (170 amino acids)
Source: RefSeq, a predicted model, not a curated record
AUGGACGGUCUCAAUCAAGGCCCCGCGCGCACACAGCUGUUCCGCACCUACCAGCGGACAUUCGAAGAAGCCGUCCGCAUCGCGCUUUCAUACGUCGAACAACUACGCCAGCCGCUCCACUUAACUCGCCUCAACCGCUUACCCCCUUCGGACCCCUCCGACCGGGUUCGCAUCAAGAUGACCGACAGCCACACUGCGUCUCAACCACGCAUCAUCGUCGACGUCCCCAUCAACUUCGACGGGUUCGACUCGCUCAACAUGAGCCAGUCCUGGAUUCAUCGGCGGGCCGCUGAUCACCUUCCCCCGUCCACCACCAACCCGCUUGGUCCUACGUUUGCGGCGAUGAGUAAUGAUCUCGCUCUUUCUACCCCCGUAGUGCGCUUGCUGGCCCUGGUCUGCAUCCCCCCUUCCGUUCCCCCAACAGAGUCGCUCUGUGUUGUCAUCGGCCUGGCCCCUUCAACGCUCCCGAUCGCUGCAUCGAUCCUUGCAUCCACGUUUAUCGAAGAAGCGUGA